CAGUUUGUACAGCGGCAGCGGUCAAAAGAGGAACCAUUUUUUGUGUUUGUUGGAGUAAAGGGGAAGAAAGACAAAAGGGAAGAAAAAAAAGGGAAAGCGGAGACACUCCAGCCCAGAAGCGGAAACCGGGCAAAGCAACCGACCAUCCCCAUCCUCAUCAUCAUCUUUCUUCCUGCUCCUACGCAACUUGGUCUUCAAUCAUACACCACCAUCCCUCUGUGCAGUUCUAUUCUUUCAAUACGCAUACCUCAAAACAACCUUCUCGACUUGCUUUUACGUCUCUUCCCACCAUGUUCGAAGACUCAGAUAACAACCUAUACCUCUUCACCUCCCUUACUGCGGGGUCAUCCCACAUCGUCACCGCAACGGCGACUCUGGAGAGAAUCCUCAAGGCGAACAAGCUGCCUUUCCUGGCCAUCGACGUCGCAACCAACGAUGUCGCUCGCAAGCUCUGGGGUCGUCGCGCCAAGGGCAAGAAGCUGCCGGGUCUAGUGAAAUUUGGCACCGUGAUUGGGGAUCUUGAAGAGGUCGAAGACUGGAACGAAUAUGGCGAGCUUCGCAUGCAAAUCAACAGCGUGCAACCCAUGGACAGCAUCUUCUCCUCAAGCGCGGUCGCGCAAUCCGAAUCUUCGACCCCCGCCGUUUCUACCCCUACCACUGAAACUCCGCCCGUGAAACAAAGCACUAUCAAGAUUCAGAGCCCCCCUGCUAAGGAGACCCCGAAGGAUGAAGCUGCCGCCGCUGCCAUGCGCCUGGCCAGCGAGGAAGCUGCCGCCAAGGCGAAAGGGCAAUCCACGAACGGCGACGCGAAGAACAUCCCCACCACCACAAUUACGAAUACUGUGCCGGCAGCGACUGAGUCGAAGCCGGUAGAGCCCGCUGCGACGACUGUGAAUGCUCCUGUUGAGACGCAAGAUAUCGCACCUGGGGCUAUGGACAUUCCCGCUUCUCAGGAGUCUCGCCCGAAGCGGCCCCCUUUGUUGGUCCCUGAGAUCGCCGCGGAGUCGUCUGCCAACAUUCGUGCAGACGCUGCGGUAGUCGAACACCAUCGGGGAUCUAUUGUCUCGGCCACCUCCCCUGAGGAGCAGGCCAAGGUGGCCCACGAUUUGCGUAAGUCUAUCUCCGGUGGUCACCAGGAGCUUCUGAACUCGCUGCGCGAAGAUGUUGCGGCCGGAGCCAACCAGGAGGAAACGAUCGAGGAGGAGCCGCUCGGCGAAGAGAAGGAGGAGAAGGCAGAGGCGGCGGCGGCGGACGUUGGCAAAGACGGCCACUAGACUCAGGCAGGCUUUCAUUGUGGUUUCUGUCGCAGGACGAUAGCAUUCAGCUCUCUCUCGCCUUUGUGUAUGUGUGCGCGUCACCGACGCAUGACAUUAUGGCGUGAUUCUUUCUACAUUCCAUGUACAGAUACCAGAUUUUAUUUCUUUAUUUCUGCUUUGCUCCUUUGCUCAUUCAGAGACUGUAUGCUUGACUCUUGUCAAUCG
Messenger RNA from Aspergillus saccharolyticus JOP 1030-1, 1481 nucleotides. RefSeq lists its product as uncharacterized. Gene Ontology annotation, cellular component: cytoplasm. The coding region runs from base 291 to 1274 and encodes 327 amino acids. The transcript has 2 exons. The record is from RefSeq and is a predicted model, not a curated record. Lineage: Eukaryota; Fungi; Ascomycota; Eurotiomycetes; Eurotiales; Aspergillaceae.